Molecule: messenger RNA, 1050 nt
Organism: Apaloderma vittatum (bar-tailed trogon)
Lineage: Eukaryota; Metazoa; Chordata; Aves; Trogoniformes; Trogonidae
Gene: CCNL1
Product: cyclin L1
Exons: 9
Biological process (GO): regulation of transcription by RNA polymerase II
Cellular component (GO): nucleus
Molecular function (GO): cyclin-dependent protein serine/threonine kinase regulator activity
Source: RefSeq, a predicted model, not a curated record
AGAUUGUUGCUAUGGCCUGCAUUAACCUGGCAUCCAAAAUCGAAGAGGCACCUCGUCGGAUAAGGGACGUGAUCAACGUGUUUCACCACUUGCGUCAGUUAAGAGCAAAAAGGACUCCAAGCCCAUUGAUACUUGAUCAGAACUACAUAAACACCAAAAAUCAAGUAAUCAAAGCAGAAAGGAGGGUACUGAAGGAGUUGGGAUUUUGUGUUCAUGUCAAGCAUCCGCAUAAGAUCAUCGUUAUGUAUUUACAAGUCUUAGAAUGUGAACGUAACCAAACCCUGGUACAGACAGCCUGGAAUUACAUGAAUGACAGCCUUCGAACAAACGUGUUUGUUCGCUUUCAGCCAGAGACUAUAGCGUGUGCGUGCAUUUAUCUUGCUGCUAGAGCUCUGCAGAUUCCGUUGCCUACCCGACCUCACUGGUUCUUGCUCUUCGGCACCACGGAAGAGGAGAUCCAGGAGAUUUGCCUGACGACUCUGAAGCUCUACACCAGAAAGAAGCCAAAUUAUGAAUUCCUGGAAAAAGAAGUAGAAAAGAGGAAAAUGGCACUACAGGAAGCUAAACUGAAGGCAAAAGGUUUAAACCCAGAUGGAACUCCAGCACUCUCAACACUGGGUGGCUUUUCUCCUGCAUCCAAACCAUCUUCCCCGAGGGAAGUAAAAACAGAAGAAAAGUCUCCAGUAUCUCUCAAUACCAAAGCCAUUAAAAAAGAGCCAGAAGAGAGGCAGCAAGCUUCCAAGAGCCCUUACAAUGGCAUGAGAAAAGAAAGCAAGAGAAGCAGAAGCAGCAGAAGUGCUAGUCGGUCCAGAUCAAGAACAAAGUCGAGGUCUCGAUCUCACACUCCGAGGCGGCACUACAACAACCGGCGGAGCCUGUCUGGGACGUACAGCUCGCGCUCGAGAAAAAAAGCCCGGCCCCCCAGCCACAGCGGCAGCCCACGACGCCACCACAACCAUGGCUCCCCGCACCUGAAGGCCAAGCACGGCAGAGAAGAGCUGAAGAGCGGCGCCAACAGGCACGGGCACAAAAGGAAAAAAUCCCGGUCGC